AUGGAAGUGGAUUUACAGAUGGAUAGAGAGGAAGAGAUGGAAGUGGAUGGAGAUGAGCCUGGAGAGGAAGAAAUGGAGGUAGAUGUUGAAGAGGAGAAGGAGGAAGAAAUGGAGGUAGAUGUGGAAGAGGACAUUGAGUACAUGGAGGUUUAUGUCAAAGAUGAGGAGGAGCCCAUGCCGCCAGGGAGCGGCCCGGGCAGCCGAGCCCAGCUCCUCUUCUCUCCCGGCUGCCGCAGGGAGCGGCCCGGGCAGCCGAGCCCAGCUCCUCUUCUCUCCCGGCUGCCGCAGGGAGCGGCCCGGGCAGCCGAGCCCAGCUCCUCUUCUCUCCCGGCUGCCGCAGGGAGCGGCCCGGGCAGCCGAGCCCAGCUCCUCUUCUCUCCCGGCUGCCGCAGGGAGCGGCCCGGGCAGCCGAGCCCAGCUCCUCUUCUCUCCCGGCUGCCGCAGGGAGCGGCCCGGGCAGCCGAGCCCAGCUCCUCUUCUCUCCCGGCUGCCGCGGGGAGCGGCCCGGGCAGCCGAGCCCAGCUCCUCUUCUCUCCCGGCUGCCGCAGGGAGCGGCCCGGGCAGCCGAGCCCAGCUCCUCUUCUCCCCGGCUGCCGGCGGGGGACACGGGGGGCUCUGGCUCCGCAGGGCUGGCCGCAGGCUGGAUCAGAUCGAGGGGUGGGUAAGAAAGCAUCCACCCGCCUCCUCUCCCGGCAGGGCUUUGAGAUCUUUGCAGCUGCCGCCCGGCAAGAACCACACGAGCACCGCAGGCCUGGGCAAGCUUCAACUCUUUCCUGCCAGCAAAUGGAACUCCCAGAGCACCAGCCCUUCCUGAGCCUCAGGAAGGAGCUGCAGUUGUUGUCCCUCCAGAGUGGGGUACAAGGGCCACAGCUGUCCCAGUUUGGGAGACAGGUGCCUUGCAGACAGGAUGACAAGGCAGCAUGAUGACACAGAUGAUUCUACCUAACUUGACAAGCCCAGCCUCUCCCAGCCAGUGAUGCAUCCCACACAGCACUGAAGAUGGAACAUUCCUGUGGAGGAGCUGUCAAACGGGAUUACCAACAAUACAGGUUUUCAACUUGGUAACGUCCAGGCUUAUUACUUGAGAGUUACAAACUUGCAUCUUACUUCUAAAAACAAGAAACCUUUAAGCCUUAGAGCAGUGGGAAAACUAAUCAACAGGGAAAACAAUCUGUUUUAAUUCGGGGUUUAACUCACAUCCAUAAAUAGAUAAAUCCUCAACUCCUCAGAUAUGAAUGUAUCAAAUCUUUGUGUCCUUAAAGAGAUAAAAUUUUUAAAUAAACUUGUCAGCCUAAAAAGUCCCAGAUCUCUAUGCAGUUUCAAUCCUUGCUCCUCGAUGUCUGCUGGGCAUCGGUGGAAGGGCGUUGCCUCUGGUCCCCAGCAGGAUGUGGGGCACGGCAGACACACCUGGCAGGGAUCCAUCAUGUUCCUGUGUCCGUACAAACACAACAUACCCAUGUCCCCAUGUCAUGAGGUCCCACGGACCUGCCCACUUAUUAGUGACAGAAUCUUUUAGCAGUACCAUAGGUUUAGGUGUCUGAGCAUCACCAGAUGCCUGCAGUGAUAGGAGAUUAUUUCAAAUUACUGUAUUCUGGGAUUGUUCUGGCACUGUUAAGUGAUUCAAGGUAUUAACAGCGUUUGCUACUCUUCUCUGUGGGGAUUCACCACACGUUCCCUCUUUCUGUUUAUCUAAAAUGUGGUUUAGAGUGCCAUGUGCACACUCUGCAAUAGCCUGUCCUGCUGGUAAACGGGGAAUACCAGUGUUGUGUGACACACACCAGAGCUGUGGGAAUUGUCUCAUUUUUGUGAUGUGCAUGCAGGUCCAUUGCCUGUUUGGAUGUUAUGGGGAAUACCCAAAGCAGCAAAGGCUCAUCGCCAAUGUGCAACGGCAUCCCGGCCUCUUUCCCUGGAGUGAACUGAUGCCCCCAUGGCCGAGGGAAAAGUAUCAACUGACACAUGCCCAUAUUUGAAAUGUCCAAACUCGGGGAUGUGUGUGAUGUUCAUCUGCCUGAUUUGUAAGCUCUUACACCACAGGGAUUAACUCCCAGCUGCAGUGGUGCAGUGUGGCCCUGGCAAUCAGCACAGGCACUGACUAUGGUAUGAGCCUCUGUGCUCAGCAACAGAAAUUGCCUUUGCAAAGCUCUGACAUCUUGGUGGAGAAAGGUGUGUGAUGCUUUUGCUUGCACAAGCAUGUUUGGUUGUGGGCUGGUGAUCUGCUCGUGCAUUGCUCUCUGUAAUAAAACCUGGGAGAUUAGGAUGGCUUCUAAUGGGAAGGAUGUAGUAAGGAUGAUUUCUUGCUUCAAGGGUAUGCAACAACGUUUUUAGUAGGCCAAUAAUUGUGCAUUGCCAAUUGCCUUUAACAGAGCUCAGUCUAACCUCUAUGUGACAUCAGCAACAUAGAAUCAGUGACAAUAUUUAAGAGAUCACUGGCAAAAUGAUGAAAACCCAUGGCUACAGCACAAAUACUAAAUAAAUUCCAACAAAAAUCGUAAAACCAUAUCACACACAAGAACACACUAACAAUUCCGCAAAUAAAAAAACAAACACACAAACAUAAACCACACAAAAUCCCCUACAAUUCAUACCCUACAUCCCCUACCCAACCUACCAAAACUACAAACCUUAAAUUUUAUAUCAAUGUUAAAACUAUAAAAAUCAUUAGUAUCAUUAAACUCUUUUAACAAAACCAAAGUAUCUGUCAUAUUAAAAAAAUAAAAA
Prinia subflava (tawny-flanked prinia) is the source of this 2718-nucleotide messenger RNA. RefSeq names its product decreased expression in renal and prostate cancer protein-like. The transcript is spliced from 5 exons. Bases 1 to 924 code for a protein of 307 amino acids. Lineage: Eukaryota; Metazoa; Chordata; Aves; Passeriformes; Cisticolidae. The record is from RefSeq and is a predicted model, not a curated record.